GAAAAGGAUGAAGCAGACGAUGGAACAGGAACGUCGCUUGGAGAUGCUUACCCAAUAUUCACUCGAUCUCCCUCUCGACUCCUACAAGCAACAGCAACAGCAACAACAACAUUACCAGCAGCAACUUCUUCAACUGCACCAACAAAAACAACAGCAGCAGCAGCAGCAGCAACAACAACAACAACAACAACAGGCCUAUCUACCGCAGACACAAAUUUUUCCGGAAGAAGGCCAAUAUGGCGUGCAGGGAUGUGCCGAUAUAGCGAUGGGCGAUUACCAUUCACGUUGCUGUACGACUCCGAGAAUCGUUUGUUCGCAGGGUUACAAUUGCGCAAAGAACUCUGAGAGCUGCAAGCAAGUAUUAACACCGAAGAACUCACCACCACACCAGGCAACGAUGACGAUGAUGACGUCAGCGAAUACGUCAUCAUCGUCAGACAGCAAGCCAUUUCUGCACAAAGAUCACAUGUACGAAUGUCCUAUACUCGGCCACCACCAAACGAAUGAAUGCAUUUCCACUUAAACAGUUGUUAUUUCUACAUGGAAAAUUAUGUAUAUUUUGUUUUUAUUAUUAUUAUUUUAAUUGUUAUUAUUAUUGUUAUUAUUAUUGCUAUUAUUAUUAUUAUCAUUAUCAUUGAUCGCAUGUGCGUAAGCAAUCUAUUGACGCAUGUAUAUACGUUACAAAUGUCCAAUUAGUUAGAUCGAAAUGAGAUAAAUUAAGAAAAAUAUUUACCGUUGUCGUUCCAGUAAAAUAAGAGGAAAUCAUCGAUCUUAUUAUAUUUUCCGUGACGAUGCACUCACAUUAAUUGUUAUGUAAUGUCUCGUGGAAUGAGUCAGACGUCAUGUCGAACAGGGUUGUUAGCUACCGUCAUCGUCAGCCAUAGCUAUAGUCGUCAUCAUCUUCAUCAUCAUUCUCAUCGCUAUAGUCAUCAUCUACAUCAUCAUCCUUAUCAUUAAAGCCGCCAUCACCUUCAUCAUCAUUCUCAUCACUAUAGUCGUCAUCAUCUUCAUCAUCAUUCUCAUCACUAUAGUCGUCAUCAUCUUUAUCAUCAUUCUCAUUAAUAUAGUCAUCUUCAUCAUCCUACUUAUGACGACAGCGAUCAUCGUCUUCCUCAUCGCCCAUGUUCAUCAUCACCCACCGCAAAGUAGCCGUCGUUAUUAUUUGCACAGCCAACAUUCUCACCAAAUCAUCACCUUCAUGACAUUCUCACCAUCAUUAGCGAACACUUUUCCACCAUCAUAAUUUCAUCAACUCACCAUCAACACUCAACAUAAUGUCAUUUUCAUCAUAAGCGAUCGGUUUGCUGUAUCAUGUAGUCAUCAUAAACAGUCGAUAUUUAAAUUGUGUCUAAUUUUUACGAAUCAUGUUCAAUAAAUGUUUUCAAAAUGUU
This is a messenger RNA of Helobdella robusta, 1391 nucleotides long. RefSeq lists its product as hypothetical. The coding region runs from base 8 to 523 and encodes 171 amino acids. Lineage: Eukaryota; Metazoa; Annelida; Clitellata; Rhynchobdellida; Glossiphoniidae. The transcript has 4 exons. The record is from RefSeq and is a predicted model, not a curated record.